Scutellospora calospora is the source of this 555-nucleotide messenger RNA. NCBI's taxonomy places the organism in Eukaryota, Fungi, Glomeromycota, Glomeromycetes, Diversisporales, Gigasporaceae. The record is from the annotation of a GenBank genome assembly.
AUGCCUCGCCCAAAUGCCAAAUCUCGUGUUGCAUCUAGCAAGACCCGUAAUAAAGCUGGUAUCUUUGUAGCUAAUCAUAAAGAUAUAAAUGAUAUAGAAGAAAACAUGAAUAUUCUGGAAGACUGUGAUUUAUUCGAAAUAACACAUGACAGCUUUCAAAAUUAUGCAUUAAAAGCUAUAGAAUGGCAUGAAAAAGCUGAUAAAAAAUUGAAAUCUACUUUUUAUACUGGUACAAUUGAAAGCUAUUUUGAUACUUCAGCAUUGAUUUUUGAUAUAAAACCGCUGAGCAUAAAGGCACAAGAUAAAGGAAAAGUAUCAGCCCUAUUAUACUGUGAAGAUAUUUUAGCCCAAUCUAAACGACAAAUGCAACGAAUAGAGGAGCAUUAUAAUGAAUUAAAAAAUCAACUUCAAAGUCUUCAAAAUGCUAAAAAAAAUUUAGCUAAAUCACAACCUUAUGAAGUACAAAGGUUGAUAUCUAUUUUUCAUUAUUAUAGGUUAUCACUAGACAGUGAAAAAAAAAUAAGUGCAUCAGAAAAAAUUGCAAAUACUUUAUGA